AUGUUGGCAAUCAGUCGGGAAUUAUUGGGAGAAAAAGGUAAAGCAAUUUUAACAUUGAGUAUAGGGCCAUAUAUCAGCCCGGUAGUACCUACAGAAAUAGGUCUGCUUCGUCGAACACUUUAUCGUUACAUUAACCUGAUAUACCAAUCGUUGUAUCCUCCUCCCAUCUCAGAAGUGGUUGUGCCAUCUCCUGACUCUGUGGUGGCGGUAACCCCUCCGGUCACAGAGGUGGCUGUGCCCUCUUUUGACUCUGUGGUGGCGGUACCCUCUCCUGUCACAGAGGUGGCUGUGCCCUCUCCUGACUCUGUGGUGGCGGUAACCCCUCCGGUCACAGAGGUGGCUGUGCCCUCUUUUGACUCUGUGGUGGCGGUAACCCUUCCUGUCAAAGAGGUGGUUGUGCCCUCUCCUGACUCUGUGGUGGCGGUACCCUCUCCUGUAACAGAGGUGGUUGUGCCCUCUCCUAACUCUGUGGUGGUGGGAACCCCUCCUGUCACAGGGGUGCUUGUGUCCUCUCCUGACUCUGUGGUGGUUGGAACUCCUCCUGUCACAGAGGUGGUUGUGCCCUCUCCUGAGUCUGUGGUGGUGGGAACCCCUCCUGUCACAGAGGUGGUGGGAACCCCUCCUGUCACAGAGGUGGCUGUGCCCUCUCCUGACUCUGUGGUGGUGGGAACCCCUCCGGUCACAGAGGUGGCUGUGCCCUCUCCUGACUCUGUGGUGGUGGGAACCCCUCCUGUCACAGAGGUGGCUGUACCCUCUCCGGACUCUGUGGUGGCGGUAACCCCUUCUGUCACAGAGGUGGUUGUGCCCUCUUCUGACUCUGUGGUGGCGGUAACCCCUCCUGUCACAGAGGUGGUUGUGCCCUCUUAUGACUCUGUGGUGGCGGUACCCUCUUCUGUCACAGAGGUGGUUGUGCCCUCUCCUGACUCUGUGGUGGUGGGAACCCCUCCUGUCACAGAGGUGGCUGUGCCCUCUCCUGACUCUGUGGUCGCGGUAACCCCUUCUGUCACAGAGGUGGUUGUGCCCUCUUCUGACUCUGUGUUGGCGGUACCCUCUCCUGUCACAGAGGUGGUUGUGCCCUCUCCUGACUCUGUGGUGGCGGUACCCUCUCCUGUCACAGAAGUGGUUGUGCCCUCUCCUGACUCUGUGGUGGUGGGAACCCCUCCUGUCACAGAGGUGGUUGUGCCCUCUCCUGACUCUGUGGUGGUGGGAACCCCUCCUGUCACAGAGGUGGUUGUGCCCUCUCCUGACUCUGUGGUGGUGGGAACCCCUCCUGUCACAGAGGUGGUUGUGCCAUCUCCUGACUCUGUGGUGUCGGUACCCUCUCCUGUCACAGAGGUGGUUGUGCCACUCCGGGUUCUGUGGUGA
Messenger RNA from Ylistrum balloti, 1365 nucleotides. RefSeq names its product mucin-2-like. The record is from RefSeq and is a predicted model, not a curated record. The transcript has a single exon. The coding region runs from base 1 to 1365 and encodes 454 amino acids. NCBI's taxonomy places the organism in Eukaryota, Metazoa, Mollusca, Bivalvia, Pectinida, Pectinidae.